AUGCCGCGUGUCGCCGAAGAGAGCAUGCAGCCGACGCUGGAGAUGCUCGUCGGGCAUGCGCUGGCGCGCGUGGAUGAGGCUGACGAAGUGUGCGAUCGUCUCGCGACGGAAUCCAAGCAGGCAGUGCAAUCGCUGGAAACUCGCGUAGAGGCGCUCGAGACGCAGAACUCCGAGCUGAGGGAUCUGGUGCAACAGCUACAGGUGCAGGUGCAGCGGCUGUGCGGUAUGACCUGCGCGGAUGCGAAGGCUGCGGGCUAUGUCGAGGGACUCAAGGCUGCAGGGUACUCGCUGCAAGCGGCCAAGGAGGCAGGCUACUCGCAAUCUGAGCUGCUGCGCGCUGGCUACUCCUGUGCUGAGCUCAAGGCGGCAGAGGAGAGCCAGAAGGCUGAUUUCGUGGCGCCAAGCUCCCAGCUCGAGACUGCCGAGGACACCGACGGCCCAAUUUCGCGGAAGCAGCACCUGUUUGGUCUCUUUGUCGAGUCCGAUGAGGCUUUUAAGGCGCGGGCGGAGAAGGAGUCGAGGGCGAGGGCAGAGUUGGCGAGGCGGAGGGAGGCGGAGGCCUUGAAGGCCGACCUCUUAUCGGGGUUGACGCUCAAGCAGCUGCGUACAAAAGGCCACGUGGUUGGGCUCAAGGCGGCUGGCGUCUCAUGCGCAGAGGCCAAGGCGGCGGGCUACACUAUGGAGGAAGUCAAGGCAGACGGCUACACGGCGAAGGAGGCGAAUGCAGCAGGCUAUACGAUGACCAUAGCACAGGCAAAGGCGUGGGGCUUUGUUGAGGGCCUCAAGGCGGUGGGCUUCUCGAUCCAAGACGUCAUGUCGGUGCGCUACACGCUUGUAGAUGUGAUCCGCGGAGGCUUCACAAAGGUUGAGGUCACACAGGCAGGCUACUCGGCGGCACAGAUCCAGGCAGCUUUGCGGGCGGCAAGGGAGGCCAAGGCGGCGGGCUACUCGCCGCAGGAGGCCAAGGCGGCGGGCUACUCAAUUGGAUGGAGUCUUGGGCUCAAGGCGGCGGGCUUCGCGCUUCAGGAGAUUAAGGCGGCGGGCUACUCGCCCUUUGAGUGCCACAGGGCUGGCUACUCUUACGAGGAAGGUCGCGCGGCCGGCUAUCGCGGAACAGAAUGGGACUGGUAUCCCAACAAGAAGAAUGACUAUUCUCCCAACUCUUGCUGGUAG
This is a messenger RNA of Emiliania huxleyi CCMP1516, 1173 nucleotides long. RefSeq lists its product as hypothetical. The record is from RefSeq and is a predicted model, not a curated record. Lineage: Eukaryota; Haptophyta; Isochrysidales; Noelaerhabdaceae. The transcript has a single exon. The coding region runs from base 1 to 1173 and encodes 390 amino acids.